This is a messenger RNA of Nylanderia fulva, 1569 nucleotides long. Its product is annotated as odorant receptor 4-like. The record is from RefSeq and is a predicted model, not a curated record. Gene Ontology annotation, molecular function: odorant binding; olfactory receptor activity. Lineage: Eukaryota; Metazoa; Arthropoda; Insecta; Hymenoptera; Formicidae. Gene Ontology annotation, cellular component: plasma membrane. Gene Ontology annotation, biological process: sensory perception of smell; detection of chemical stimulus involved in sensory perception of smell.
AUAUGCAUAAAUAUCAAGAUCACAUAAAAUAUUAUGCUACAUUAACACUCACAUGCAUCAAAAUAUAUUUAAAAAAUUCUCUUCAUUAUCAGCACUUUACAAUACAUUUCCGCGAGCAGUUAUUGAUUAGACAUGCGUUCUCUCAGAAAGACAACUCGCCGUGCGUUUAUUAAACAGCUCUAAAGAUUCGCGCAGGCGCUCGCUCAAACAUAACGCCAGGGUACUCCUUGUGACUAUUUGUCACACUCAUUGUCAGUACAUCGUGCGCUUCCAUGAAGCAAUCAUGACGUACUCGAAGCGGGUGUCAACAAGCAUCAAACUCACGUCCAAUACCGAUUACAGUCUACAAUUGGCUCGUUGGUUUCUACUGCCAAUCGGCAUUUGGCCGCGAAUGAAUACGGCAACGAAAUUCGAGAAAUUUUCUUCAUGCGUGCAUAUUCUCAUCUGCAUAUUCUUAAUAGCAAUUGUUGCAGUGCCGUGUUUCUUAUACGUGUCAUUGGAAGAAAAAGAUAUCGAGAUAAAAUUGAGCACGAUAGGUCCGCUAAGUCACUGGAUUAUGGGCCUGAUUAAUUACUGUUUGCUUCUUUCACGAAAAAACAAUAUCCGUGAAUGCAUGCGACAUAUGGAAAUGGAUUGGAGACUAAUACAAAAAUUCGAGGAUCGACAGGUGAUGUUGCAACAGGCCAAGUUUGGCCGUUUUGUCGCUGGAAUUUGCGCGAUAUUCAUGCAGAGCGGCGUCUUUCUCUUCUUUAUAAGCAAAUCGCUAACUACUACGAUUGUCAUCAUUGGCAAUGAAACCAUGUCAAUGCAUCUACUAGCUUGGCCGAUUUACAGCAAGUUUAUCGAUACAAGAUUCAGUCCUGCGAACGAAAUCAUGCAGAUUAUAGAAAUGUUAUCGACUUUUAUAGUUAAUUCUGUUACGGUAGGCGCUUGCAGUCUUGAUGCAAUUUUUGCAAUGCACGCGUGCGCUCAGCUGAGUGUGUUAUUUUCGUGGUUAAACAAACUCAUCGUGGACAAAAAUAAUAAUAACGAUUGCGCUAAACAAAGACUCGGUAUUAUAGUGAAACAUCACUUGAGAGUGCUGAGUUUUAUAUCACGUAUGGAAUCUAUUAUGCGAAAUAUCUGCCUCGUUGAAUUGUUGGGAUGUACAAUGAAUAUGUGUUUACUUUCAUAUUAUUUAAUUACGUGGUGGAAUAAAAUUGAUGCGAACAGUUUAAUAUCAUAUACUAUUGUAUACAUAUCCAUGAGUUUCAAUAUUUUUAUAUUUUGCUACAUAGGUGAAAUUUUAACGCAACAGUGUAAAAAAGUUGGUGAAACAGCGUACAUGAUCGAUUGGUAUCGCUUACCUCAUAGAACAGCUCUUGGAUUGAUCUUAAUUAUAUCCAGAUCGAGUGCUGCAAUCAAAAUAACUGCUGGAAAAUUUAUUCAACUUUCCAUUGCGACUUACAGUGACGUUAUGAAAACGUCUUUUGUCUAUCUGAAUAUGUUACGAACUGUCACAGUGUAAGCAUGAAUGCGAUCGUAGAGAUUUUCGAUACUCUUAUUUGUAUAACAUUUUUAAAAUAAAAG